Messenger RNA from Equus caballus (horse), 1796 nucleotides. The record is from RefSeq and is a predicted model, not a curated record. Lineage: Eukaryota; Metazoa; Chordata; Mammalia; Perissodactyla; Equidae.
GUACCAUGUCCGCACCCAGGAUUCGAACCGACCAAACACUGGGCUGCCUGCAGCGGAGCACACCAACUUAACCACUUGGCCCCAGGGCCGGGCCCUCGAAAUGAUGUUUUUAAGUACACAAAGCAUGCAGGAUAAGAAAGCCGCAUUACAACACAGUUACCAAAAUGUAUUUCUUUUAAGUAUGUAUUAUAUGUCUUUCAUUAGUAACACAAGUAAUGGAACACAAUGUUUCAUUAGUAACAUCAACAAAGAGCAGCAAGUGGAAUAACAUGUCAGUUUCAACGAUUCAGAACCAGUGUAAACUAUUUCAAGAUCUCUGCAAGAACUGCAACGUGGUAGGGAAACAUUUGUGGUUGCCAUUGUUGAAAAACGUCAACGGUACUGCACAGUCCCUCGUGAUUAGUUGUCUACACGCAUAAUUGAAGGAAAUACUAAACUGCAUUUAGAGUUUGUGAAAAUAAAUCAUUUUUCCCCAUCUAGGUUUAUAGCCCCACAAAGGUGUGAAGAACUCAGAUUUUUCUCAAAUUUGCCCCUAAAAUUAAGUGGGUUUCCCUGAAAUUUAAAACAAACAAAAAAAACAAAACCUCAGUCCCGGGGAUGAAGUGGAAAUGGUAGAACAGGUCAACCCAUCUUUCCAGAGCCCAUUUAUUUCACCUUGGUUACCCCAUCUUCAGGAGCUCGCUAACCAACCACGCUGCCUUUCCAAAGGUUCCUUUUCCCCUCCUCACUCCCUAUUUCUUGCCUAUUCGCCGAAGAGCUAUUAUACAGUCAAUCAUGGCUCCCUGUGUCCUCUCAACAACUUGUGGGCAAGGAAUUUGUCAAAUACAGUAACUCAUCAACCGCCAGAGAUGACUUUUACACUUUUUACUAUCGCUUAACAUCGAGGGAGUAGCCAUAAUUAUACAGAUUUAGGUGGAAUAAGCACAGAGUGAAUAGCCCCCCAAAGAGGACUCCAUUGAUCUCAAGGAAAAAAAUCCAAGCUUGUCAACUGUUUCACUAUAUGUACAAGUUUUAAUAUCUCAAUCUCUGAUUGGUGCGGUACAUAUUCUCUCUCUAUAGCCCGUGCCAAUAGGUCCAGGGGUACAUUCUGAUUGGCUAACACUCAAUAGCCUCUGAAAACCAAUGGAAAAGGAAAUUUUACGAAACAUCCAGACUAUAAUAACCCCUUUCGCAGACUAGAUUGUGAGAAUUACAGCCUGUCUUCUAAUAUGUCUGGGCGCGGGAAACAGGGUGGUAAAGCUCGUGCUAAGGCCAAGACCCGCUCUUCUCGAGCUGGUCUGCAGUUCCCUGUGGGCCGAGUGCACCGCCUGCUCCGCAAGGGCAACUACGCCGAGCGGGUCGGGGCCGGCGCGCCGGUGUACCUGGCGGCGGUGUUGGAGUACCUGACGGCCGAGAUCCUGGAGCUGGCGGGCAACGCGGCCCGCGACAACAAGAAGACGCGCAUCAUCCCGCGCCACCUGCAGCUGGCCAUCCGCAACAACGAGGAGCUCAACAAGCUCUUGGGGCGCGUGGCCAUCGCGCAGGGCGGAGUCUUGCCCAAUAUCCAGGCCGUGCUGCUGCCCAAGAAGGCCGAGAGUCACCACAAGGCUAAGAGCAAGUGAAGUUUACACUUCUAUCAGAAGCCAAAGUAUUUUCUCAGAGCCACCAAAAAUUAUCCUCAGAGGACUGUAACUAUGGAGUUAUUCAUAGAAUUCUGAAAGCCCAGCAGUGCGCGCGCAUGUUUGUGCGCGCUCUUCUUUCCACCCUGCCGCAGUAAGUGAUCAGCUGGCCAAUCACAUGACGGCGGUAAUUUUUUU